Molecule: messenger RNA, 1215 nt
Organism: Paracoccidioides brasiliensis Pb18
Exons: 3
Coding region: 1-1215 (404 amino acids)
Biological process (GO): retrograde vesicle-mediated transport, Golgi to endoplasmic reticulum
Cellular component (GO): SNARE complex; endoplasmic reticulum
Molecular function (GO): SNAP receptor activity
Source: RefSeq, a predicted model, not a curated record
AUGGCCUCUGCCGGCCUCCAAUCCCGCAUAACCUCCCUCUCGACAGCACACAAACAAACCAUCCAACUAAUCCAGCGGCUCCAGAACUUCCCCGCCACAGCAGGAACUGGCGACGAUGCGCGGCUCGAGUUAGGUGCGGAGAUCCACCUCCGCCUAAAAGAGAUGGAGGAGCAGAUGGAGCUGCUGCAUGUUGAGCUUGAGCAGUUGGAAGCUGCAUGGAGUAGUACGAAGAGGUGGGGAAGCGGAGGCGCGAAGGAAGCAAAAAGGGAGAGGAUGGUGGUGGUUAUUGGAAAGUUGGAGGAGGAUUUGAAGAGUGCUCGUUUACAAUUUCGCAAGGCGCAGUUACAGGCGAAACGAAAUGCAGAGGUUGCUAGGCGGAAAGAAAGGGAAUUGUUGUUUGUAGGAGUUGGAGGGGGGGAGGGUGGGGAAGGCGUGCGGCGAAAGGGCCGUCCCGGCUUUACACAUGACGAUCUGGUAGCCAGUGCUUCGGAGGAUGUUACAUCUGCGCUGAGGCGGACUCAUCAACUCAUGCAAGCUGAGCUGUCCCGAAGCCAGUUUGCGCAGGAAACUUUAGAGCAAUCUACCACGGCACUUCGUUCGCUAUCUGAAUCAUACAGCAGCCUCGACAGUCUUCUCGCCUCAUCGCGUUCACUCGUAUCUUCACUUCUUCGUUCGCAGAAGUCGGAUACAUGGUAUCUGGAAACGUCAUUUUAUAUACUCGUUGGAACUAUCAUCUGGCUUGUAUUCCGGCGCAUACUAUACGGUCCGCUCUGGUGGAUUCUCUGGUUGCCUCUGAAACUGACGUUCCGAACAGCCUUCCUGGUUCUGGGUGGUAUUGGAUUGGCAAAUACAUCUCCAUCUUCACACUCCUCGGGCGGUAGCGUUGGGGAAGGCUCCUCAAUGAUAUCGCUGCGUACUUCAGGGGCAACUAUUGCAGUGGCAUCGUCAUCUGUGGCCCAUACAGUUACCCUAAACGGUGCCGUGACAUCAGCUGUGGAUAGCCAGAAGACGGAAACUCCGCAGGCGGAUAAUGAAGAUGUAUUAGAGAAAAUAGAAAAGAUAGUUGGGAAGGAAAGUGAUAAUGUUGAAAGGGGAACGAAUGUGGAUGAUAUAUCCCUUGAAGAGAGGCGGAGGCAGGAAGCAAUGCCCCGGAAUCCAAAGAAGAGGAUGCAUGAGGAGAACAUCCCGGAAGAUCGGAAGAAGGAUGAGUUGUGA